Solanum tuberosum (potato) is the source of this 4295-nucleotide messenger RNA. RefSeq lists its product as uncharacterized. The transcript has 14 exons. The coding region runs from base 2131 to 3954 and encodes 607 amino acids. The record is from RefSeq and is a predicted model, not a curated record. Lineage: Eukaryota; Viridiplantae; Streptophyta; Magnoliopsida; Solanales; Solanaceae.
GGGUGCACGUGCACCCCCAUUUAUAGGUAUGGAUCCGCCUCUACUAAUUUAGUAUUGGGAAAAUCUUACUUCACCACUUUAUUGAUGGAGAGUUGGGGAGCUACCUUUCAUGGUAAUAGCUUUUUGUUCUCUAAUGUAUUUGACAAAGUGUAGUAUUUUGUAUGCAUGUGAGAGAUGACAAAGUGUAGUAUUUUGUAUGCAUGUGAGAGGUGUUAUUCUCUGUUGGAUGCCUAUCCAGAGAGCUAAGAGCUCCUUUUAUAAUGGAGAAGAGUUCAAAUGCUCAUUACUUUUGUAAGUGAUAGUUGAGGUAAAAUGGAGUCUUAUCCCUGAGAAGUAGGGAGUGGCUCUGUUUUUCAUGGAGCAGCUGUGGAGCCUUGUACCAAAGAAUGGUAAAAUAACUCAAGUAGUUCUUCCUCCUUGAAUUGGUCUUAACUUAAAUAAGUUGGCCCAUAUGAUUUGCGGGAAGUAUGGCCUAUAUGUCUGGUGGAGAAUAUGAUCCACAAAGGUUGUUGCUUACAUCACUCUUCAAAAAACCCUAACAGUUUCGUGGGGUAUGGUAACUAAAAAUUGUUAGCUAAUAACAACUUAGAAAUAGCCAUGUCUAAAGAUUACUCUUCCAUACUUUUAGGAAUAAGUUAAAAGUGCUCUCACGUUUACUGAGGAGAACUUCUCCAAGGUUUCACAUUUUUGGAGAGGCUUUUUUGGGCAGUCUUGCCUGUAAUUGAUUAGGUCGCUAAGCAUGGGAGAUAAUAUGAUAUACUUUGUGGUGGGUUUCAAAUCUUAUGACAUAACAAGGAUUGAGUCAAGACGUCAGACUUGGUACGAUUGGGUAGAAAGUGGUUGCAAAAUGAUGACCAGAACUAGUUUCAUCCAGAAGACAAUAGAGUGGCUGGAUUACACUCUUUAAGGAGGCUUCCAAAGCGCUGGGGAAUUCCGUUAGCAGGUGGAAGCUUCAUGACCAUUUCACUGAGUUCUUUUGUUUGAGGAACUUUAACAAAUAUGGUUGAUAUAUAAGUAUCAUUAAUAUGCAAGAUCAGAAAAGAGCAGUAAUCAUCAUUCCUAAGAGCAAGAGGGCAUUCAAUACGGGCUACAUCAGAACUCAGAAGCAACAUUGACAACAGAAAGUUAAGGCCACCUCGAUGAUCAACAUCGCAUUUGGCAUAUCAUUUUUGUUAGAUUCUAGCUCUUAUUUCUUACAUUCUUGUUCUAGUUGUAAGGAUUUUGUUUUGAUUUUGAUUAUUGCAUAAGAUAACCCUAGGUAAACAACCUAGUGGCCUUUAAUUAAAUUAGAAAGAAAAAAGCCUAUAUGAUGUCCCUGUUUUCCAUUUCUAUGAAUAUGGAUAAAAGAAUGGAUGCUCUGAGAAUGACGUUCAUGUGGCAAGGCAACAGUGACAUAAAAAAGAUUCACUUGGUUAGUGGGAUGUGCUAACAUGUAGUAAGGUAGUAAGAAGGCACGAGGUCUGGGAAUAAGGAACCUGAAAAUCUCGAAUCAAAGUCUAAUAAUGAAAUGACUUUGGAGACUUACAUCUAAUGAUCAAUAACUGUGGAGUGAUUUAAUCAGGAUGAAGUAAGGUGUUACAUUAGGCUUUGGGCCUAACCCACACCCCAAAAGUUAUCUCAAAGGGAGGAGGAUGCAAAUGACAUUCUGCUCUAACAUUUGAAGGAGAGAGAAAUAGAGAAAUGAGACUUUUUCAUUCUUCAACAUCCCACCUCACGCCCAGGCUAGACAUCUGAGUCGUGGGCAAAUUUUAGUUUAGGAGCCUAACAUCUCGUGGGAUAAGUCUUGCUCUAAUACCAUGUAAAAUUAGGUUUUGGGCCUAACUCACUCUCCAAAAGCUAGUUUGAAGGGAGAAGGAUUGUCCACUCCUUAUAAGGAAACCAUCCAUCUUAUUAACCACCGAUGUGAAACUUUAUUCGUUAUAAACAUAUGGUAUGGAAAGUAACUGGGCAAUUAAACAUGUUAAAAAACCCUAUGGAAAGCUAGCAAGAAAUAGGAAUUUAAUAGCAUGAAAAUAUUCUUGUAAGAUCCAAUUGGCUUGGCCAAAGGACACAAAAACAACUCUACUUACAGAUCUACAACUUAAACCAACAACAAGAUGCAACAGCCGGAGAGGUCUGACCAAAUCAAGGAUGGAGUUUGGCUUCUGCCAAAACAGAUGCCUGGACCUGAUUCUCCAUGCUGAACACAAAGUUAUCUUAGAGGAAAUGCGAGUUGAAUAUGAUCGCUCUCAUACCAAUGAUAGUAGUAAUAAUACUGCGGUUUCAUCUGGCCAAGAAAGAAAUUUUACGCCAAAUGGAAGGGGCUCUGACAUUGUCACAAGUGAUGUUGAGAAGGUUGAAAACAUGGAUAAAUAUGGCAGGGACAUGGAACUGAAGAAUCUAUGGACUUCCGGUUCUAAUCAAUUCUCAGGAUCUCCGUAUGUUUCUUUUCUCAAAUUUGUCAACAAAGACUCUCUUGAGGAGUCUAGAACUGCCGUAUCCAGUCGCUUUCAACAUGCUUUCCUGCAGCUUCUUUCCAACGCUGGAUUUGAAGAAUUGUCUGCUAGAGAUCUGAGGCUGACAUCUGCUCUAAAUACUGAUUAUCUUCUUACUUUGCCAAUAUCUGUUGACUGGAAGAGUGCAUCUCAGUCCAGUGCCAUAUUAUUCAGGCGUGGUUAUGCAACUGAGAGGCAGAAGGGUUUGCUAAUUGUUGAAAAACUAGAGUACUUGCAGUCAAAGUUUUUACAAGGAGUUUUCUCUCUGAUAGUCAAACCUCUGAAGAAAGUUAGUAUUUGGUUGACUGAGGUUUUGGAAAGAUCUAUCACAAAAGACGAUGCUCAAAUUUGGGCCAGAAAAACCAAGCUUUGGUUGAAAUAUUUUUCGAUUUUUCAGCAAACAUCUAGUGACAACCAGCACAUAUCAAAUAGGCCAUUUGAAGUUGACACAUUAUCAGAAAACGACUUUCCCCUUUCGAAAGCUGCACAGAAUGCAGUAACUCGUUAUGAAGAAAAUCUUUCAGCAGCUGGGCCUCGUGGCAGGCUUCUAAAAAAACUGCUGGUGUUGAUUGGAGUUCUACCUUCAACACAUAAACAGCAAGUUGAUGAAAUAGAUGUUACUGAAACCGAGUCUCAUUUAAGGCCAAUAUUUUUGUCGAGGAUAUCACUUAGCGAUAUAUGGGAACCUGCAUCACGCAAACUAUGUGGAAAUGAUUUUUGGAGAAUGUUGAGAACUUCUAUUUCCAUUCUUCUCUCAAAAUCAACACUCCAGGAGCCAGCUUACCAAGAGUUGAUUUUGCUAUACAUCAAGGGAACUUGUGAAGGAGGUGAUGCUGAUAUAGCCGAGUUUCCCUCCUUACAGCUGAAGAUAUACGAGAGAAUCCCCAUUCCAGAUCUACCCGUUGUUUUUCCACACAAGAAGUUGUCUUUCCGCAUACUAGACUCGGUACGCCUGGACAUUGCCUCGGUUCUUGGACUUCUGGCAUACUUCAUAAACUACAAGUUCGAAAACAUGUUUUCACUAUCCGCAAUACUUUUAGAUGUGGUUGCAGUCACUGCUCUUGUGAUAUAUGUGAGCCGUGUGGUCUUGGGUUACAAGCAAACAUGGGAUAGAUAUCAACUUCUGGUCAACAGGACACUUAAUGAGAAAACAAUAGCAAGUGGCUUUGGUUCUGUUUACUUUCUCCUGGAUGCUUCUGAACAACAGCAGUACAAAGAAGCCAUUUUGGCAUAUGCAGUCUUGCUGAAAGAAAACAUCCAGGAAAGUUGUGCUAGAAAUAUCGGAGCCAGAUGUGAGAAGUUUAUUUAUGAUCUAUUGGAAGAAAAGGUUGAAAUGCCUGUAGACAAAGCCGUAAGUACUUUGGUGAGGCUGGGUAUUGUAACGCAGGAUUGUUUAAAUGGGCACACUGAACUGCAGGCAGUCCCUUGCUUCAAGGCACAUGAGAUUCUUAAAAAACACUGGAAUACCUUGCUCGGCUAAGUUCAACGCAUACAAAGUUGUACAAUUUUAGCUUCUAAUUCUCAAAGAGUUCAAUGAGAGAAGGUUACAGAAAGUUGCUAUUCUGUAAAAUUAAGUAUAUGUUUGGCAGUUUGAAUGCAAUAAGAGAUGGUGUACCUAUACUACAAUUAGGAAGAAUGAAUUGGACCCCAAAGAGGCCAAUGCCUUUAGAAGAAUUGAUUUUGGCCUGACAAUUAUGGUUGGAUCUGUCAUUUACUCAGUUGGCAAGCAAUAAGCCAAUACUCGAUGUGUAUAAAUUAAAUGUGUGUUGGUAUUCAUGUAAAUUCUUAUUUCAUGGUCCUUAUUUUGAAGAGUGAUAGACA